AUUGUGUUAAGUCAUUAAUUGUCAAUUGAGGAGCAUGGAAGGGGAAAGAAGGAAGAGAAAAACAGUGGAAGAGGAAGAAGAAGAAAACGAUGAUGAAAAAAUGGAGAAGUUUUUUGCUUUGAUAAAGAGCACAAGAGAUCUACUAUCCAAACCAGACAAAAAAGUUGAAGAAAAAAAGGAAAAGGGGAUUUGGAAUCCAACGUUUCAACUAGAAGAUUUCAUUGGUUGUGAAGAGAUAGCAAAGAGUAAUAAUAGUAGUGUUUCUGUUUCAGUUACUCAUCAUCAUGAUGCUAAAGCUGGUUCUUCUACAGUGAAAGAAAAAGAGGUUAUGAUGAUAGUAGAGAAAGAAUGUGUGCAAGAAGCAGCUGCAACAACAAUUUCAGUAGAUGCAUCAGAGGAACAAAAUGAAGAGAAAGAGAAAACAAGUGAUAGUGGGUUAGACUUGAAUCUUUCUUUGUAAUAGCAACAAUGAACAUACAAUAUGAUGGAUUGAUUUGUAUGUAACAUCACCAUUUUAGAUCGAAUGUAUGUUUGAUAUACUAUGGAUUGAUUUGUAUGUAACAUCACCAUUUUAGAUCCAAUUUAUGUAUGAUAACCGACACUUAUACUUAUAUUCAAAAUUACCUUAAAAUUUCAAAUUA
Vicia villosa (hairy vetch) is the source of this 641-nucleotide messenger RNA. RefSeq lists its product as uncharacterized. The transcript has a single exon. The coding region runs from base 35 to 460 and encodes 141 amino acids. The record is from RefSeq and is a predicted model, not a curated record. Gene Ontology annotation, biological process: regulation of systemic acquired resistance. NCBI's taxonomy places the organism in Eukaryota, Viridiplantae, Streptophyta, Magnoliopsida, Fabales, Fabaceae.